This is a messenger RNA of Cooperia oncophora, 252 nucleotides long. The record is from the annotation of a GenBank genome assembly. NCBI's taxonomy places the organism in Eukaryota, Metazoa, Nematoda, Chromadorea, Rhabditida, Trichostrongylidae.
AUGAUGAAUGCUGUUGAGCUGAGGACCUCAGCAGUGAACGAAUUGAGGCAAGAAGAUGACGAUCAACCUCGUAUUGUCAUGAAGAACUCACAGUUCAAGCGGCACACUAACGCAGACCUGCUGUGCUGCAAUCGGGGAUUUGAGCGACGAGUGUUUUUUGAAGUGGACCAAUGCAAUUGCAAAUUUCACUAUUGUUGUCGAGUCGAAUGUGAACCGUGUGAACGUCGAAUUGAAAGGCAUUUCUGCCUUUGA